Molecule: messenger RNA, 588 nt
Organism: Opisthorchis viverrini
Lineage: Eukaryota; Metazoa; Platyhelminthes; Trematoda; Opisthorchiida; Opisthorchiidae
Exons: 2
Coding region: 1-588 (195 amino acids)
Source: RefSeq, a predicted model, not a curated record
AUGCUGGCUACAAAUGUUGGCGUGACGCGCGAAGGCCCCGGCGGUCAUAUUCAAAUAGCCGCUGGUUUCCCUAUGCAGAUAUUACCGAAUCUGAUCACCAAGAACGCCAGUGUGCCUGGCAACACGGUUCAAACAACAGAUCCGUCAGGCUAUAGGAAAAUUGGUAUAGAUCUCGAAAUCGGUCCUAAAAAGUUGGACAAAAUGCUGGAAAAGUUGAAGAAGGUUUUGGCUGCCACCAUCAAGAAGGCGUCUCCAAAUUGCCGAUGUUCACCAACGCCCGAGCGUUCUCUAAAGUGCACAGCCGGGACUGAAAUGGACGAAGGUCACUCUAGCAUCAACCAGAUUACGGCGGUAGGGAAUGCCAAGCUCAAAAGUGACGUGGGCAUCGGCGAAUGGGGACACAGGACAACGGAGCAACCGAGGGAAUCGCCCGACCGAACAACUAAUCGCGAUCAGAGGUCAUCCCUGCUAGCAGCAUGUAUAUCAACUCACGCACAACACUACUCAAGGCACAACCACCAACCCACCGCUACGCACCAACUUGCCCAGCUUAGUGAGCAAGCCAACGACCACCAGUACACAGCAUAA